This is a messenger RNA of Colletotrichum abscissum, 1437 nucleotides long. Its product is annotated as glycosyl hydrolase family 71. The coding region runs from base 1 to 1437 and encodes 478 amino acids. NCBI's taxonomy places the organism in Eukaryota, Fungi, Ascomycota, Sordariomycetes, Glomerellales, Glomerellaceae. The record is from RefSeq and is a predicted model, not a curated record. The transcript is spliced from 4 exons. Gene Ontology annotation, molecular function: glucan endo-1,3-alpha-glucosidase activity.
AUGAGGAAGUUCUUCAGAGAAGCAAAGCAAAAGAUCGAGGCAGAAAUCGCCUCCAUCACCGGCGACGAUGAGCCCCAACAGCAGCAGCCGCCGCCGCAACAUCAACAGCAGUACUAUCCCCCUCAACCGCCGCAUCAGGGGUUCGAGAGAGCGGUAUUCGCUCAUUUCAUGCUGAGCAAUACCUGCGAGUACACCGUGGACGAGUACAAAGUCGACAUUGGCCUAGCCCAGCAAGCGCACAUUGACGCCUUUGUCCUAAACUUUGGCAUCCACGAAGAAGCCAUCGUGAGGCUCCCCGACGUCUUCGCCGCCGCCGAGCAGACGGGCUUCAAGCUCCUCUUAUCCUUCGAUUACGAAGGAGCAGGAGCAUGGCCCAAGGAGCGCGUCAUCGAAAUCGUCAGCAGAUUCGGCCCCUCACCAGCCUACUUCAAACGCGGCCAUCAGCCCGUCGUCUCAACUUUCGAAGGCGUCGGCAACGCAGCCGACUGGCACGAGAUCAAGGCCGCGACGAACUGCUUCUUCAUCCCCUCCUUCUCCUCCAUCGGCGCCGACAACGCCCUCAAGACGGGCGUCACCGACGGCCUCUUCAGCUGGGCCGCCUGGCCCCACGGCAACGCGCGCAAGAUGGACGAGGGGCUCGACGCAUCGUACCGCCACGCCCUCGGCCCGCACCGCCCCUACAUGGUCGCCGUCUCCCCUUGGUUCUACACCAACCUGCCCACCUGGAACAAGAAUUGGGCGUGGAAGGGUGAUGACCUGUGGAACGAUCGAUGGAAUGAGAUUUUGGCCAUGAGGCCCGAGUAUGUGCAGAUUCUCACCUGGAACGACUUUGGAGAAUCGCACUACAUAGGCCCCCUCCACGAGAAGCAAUUCGGCGCCUUCGAAUACGGCCAAGCCCCCUUCAACUACGUCCGCGACAUGCCCCACGACGGCUGGCGCCUCCUCCUCCCCUUCCUCAUCGACCUCUACAAAUACGGCACCGCCACCGUCCGCCGCGAGGGCCUCGUAACCUGGUACCGCCUCCACCCGGCCCACGCAGGCGACGCCGGCGGCACGACGGGCAACACCUCCUCCCACGGCCAGGAGCUCUUCCACCCGUCCGAGAUCAUGGAGGAUAAAAUCGUCUUCUCGGCGCUGCUGACGGGUCCCGCGCAGGUUACCGUGAGCGUGGGCGGCGUCGCCGAGGAGGCUCGCUGGGACGAGGAUGAUGGCACUCCUGCGCGUGGUGGCGUGGGCGUGUAUCACGGUAGUGCGCCGUUUAAUGGUCGGACUGGCGAGGUUGUCGUGACUGUGCACCGCGGCGGGGACGUUGCGGCUCAGGUGCAGGGGCGGCCUAUAACAACUGAGUGCCAUCAUGGAGGAAUGAAUAAUUGGAACGCUUGGGUUGGCGCCGCCGAAUCUCAUGUGGAAACACAUGCUGUUGCGUAUUUGGGUUAG